Messenger RNA from Pyricularia pennisetigena, 1020 nucleotides. RefSeq lists its product as uncharacterized. NCBI's taxonomy places the organism in Eukaryota, Fungi, Ascomycota, Sordariomycetes, Magnaporthales, Pyriculariaceae. The record is from RefSeq and is a predicted model, not a curated record. The transcript is spliced from 3 exons. Bases 1 to 1020 code for a protein of 339 amino acids.
AUGGUCAAAUUCACAUUUUUUGCGGUUGCCUUUGGGCUUACCGCUCCUAUCAAGGCGUUGCUCCGCUUUGGCUGCUCUCAACUGACAGUCCAGCGUCUCGAUCCUCUCGUGAACCCUGGAGAGACACCAUCCACGCAUCUGCACCAAAUCAUUGGAGGCAACUCAUUCCGACCGUCCAUGGACCCAUCCACCCACGACAUGGCCACACUCUCCAACUGCACAAGCUGCCAGUUCACCCAAGACUUUUCCAACUACUGGACGGCGGUGCUGUACUUUCGGGCGCGCAACGGCACCUUCAAGCGCGUGCCGCAGCUGGCCCAGACCGGCAUGGAAGGCACCGACGGCGGCAUGGUGGUGUACUACAUGUCGGACGCGCUCUUCGACAUGGAGCAGCGGUCCAACGUGACGGCGUUCAAGCCGGGCUUCCGCAUGCUGGUGGGAGAAGUCGGGUACCGGGACCGCGACCAGGCGCGCGGCUUCCGCCAGCUGACGUACACGUGCAUGGAGAGCCAGAUGUCGCGCGCGCCCGAGACGGUGCACUUCCCCGAGGCGCCGUGCCGGCUGGGCAUCAUGGCCAACCACCGCUUCCCGACCUGCUGGGACGGGGUCAACGUCGACUCGCCGAACCACCGCGACCACGUCGCGUACCCGGAGCACGGCACCUUCGAGUCGGGCGGCAGGUGUCCCGACUCGCACCCGGUCAGGAUCCCGCAGAUCCUGCUCGAGACGGUCUGGGAUACCAGGCAGUUUCGGGACCUGGACGAGUGGCCCGAGGACGGGAGCCAGCCGUUCGUCUGGAGCAGCGGCGACGCCACCGGGUUCAGCCACCACGCCGACUAUCUGUUUGGGUGGGAGGGCGAUUCGCUGCAGAGGGCGAUGGAUGCGCAUACCUAUGUCAGCGCGCCGAUGCUCAAGACGCAGACUAUUGCCGAGCAGAACAAGUGUCGGGUGAGGGAUUUUGUGGGGGAGGAGAUUGAUGGAUGGCUGGAUGCCUUGCCAGGAGGCAUCCAGGUAACCUAG